GACUCCUAAUUCAAUAUGGCUGACAAGAUGCUAAGUUAUUUACUUUUAUGUAUAUUUUUACCAAUUUUAACGUUUGGUUAUUAUAUUACCGUUGAGCCGUAUGAUGAGGAGUGUUUCUAUGAUAAAGUUGUCUCAGGGACGAAAAUGGGAUUACUGUUUGAAGUUGUGGAAGGUGGAUUAAGAGACAUCGAUGUUACUAUAACUGGCCCAGAUCAAAAGAUUAUUUAUUCUGGAGAAAAAGAGGACAGUGGAAAGUACACAUUUGCUGCAUACACAGAUGGUAUCUAUAAAUAUUGUUUCAGUAAUAAGGUAUCAACUAUGGAACAGAAAUUACUGAAGUUUAGUAUGGAGUUUGGUGAGCCUCCACAUGAUCAAAUGAAGAAAGGUGAAGAACAUCAGGAUAAGUUAAACAAAAUGGUUGAAGAAUUAUCAACAGUCCUUGCUGGUGUGAAACAUGAACAAGAAUAUAUGGAAGUUCGUGACAAAGUACACAGAGAAAUCAAUGAUAAUACAAACACUCGUGUUGUUUGGUGGUCAUUCUUUGAAUCAUUUGUUCUUAUAGCCUUGUCGGUUGGACAAGUUUAUUAUUUAAAACGAUUUUUUGAGGUGAAGCGUGUUGUCUGAUAGAAAAGGUAGAACAAAUAUACAAAUUUAAAAAUAAA
Messenger RNA from Xenia sp. Carnegie-2017, 662 nucleotides. RefSeq names its product transmembrane emp24 domain-containing protein-like. Gene Ontology annotation, biological process: endoplasmic reticulum to Golgi vesicle-mediated transport; intracellular protein transport; Golgi organization. Bases 16 to 624 code for a protein of 202 amino acids. Gene Ontology annotation, cellular component: endoplasmic reticulum-Golgi intermediate compartment; endoplasmic reticulum; COPII-coated ER to Golgi transport vesicle. The transcript has 4 exons. The record is from RefSeq and is a predicted model, not a curated record. Lineage: Eukaryota; Metazoa; Cnidaria; Anthozoa; Malacalcyonacea; Xeniidae.